Eremothecium cymbalariae DBVPG#7215 is the source of this 693-nucleotide messenger RNA. It is a transcript of the gene TRP1, whose product is annotated as phosphoribosylanthranilate isomerase TRP1. Gene Ontology annotation, molecular function: phosphoribosylanthranilate isomerase activity. The record is from RefSeq and is a predicted model, not a curated record. Gene Ontology annotation, biological process: L-tryptophan biosynthetic process. Lineage: Eukaryota; Fungi; Ascomycota; Saccharomycetes; Saccharomycetales; Saccharomycetaceae. The transcript has a single exon. The coding region runs from base 1 to 693 and encodes 230 amino acids.
AUGGUUGAGGUUAUAAAGAUAUGUGGGCUGCAGAGUACGGAAGGUGCGUUGGUUGCUCUUCGGAGCUGUGCGACGCAUGUUGGGAUUAUUUGCGUCCCGGGGCGUAAGAGGACAGUAGAUGCAGAUACUGCCAAGGCGAUAUCAUAUUUAAUCAGGGAAGGAGAGGAAGGAGAGGGACGUCUCAAGACCAAGUUGGUUGGUGUUUUCAAGGAUCAGGGUGUCGAUGAAGUGAAGUCUAUAUGUGAGAGCUAUGGGUUAGAUGUGGUUCAAUUACAUGGGAGUGAGGAUUGGCAACUGUUUCGAGCGGAGCUUCCUGCCAAUAUGGCAAUUAUAAAGAGAUUUGUGUUUCCUAGGGAUUGCGAUAGGAUAUUGGAGAUGUGUUCAAAAGGGCAAAACUGCUUCGCACUGCUAGACACGGAGGAAGGGGGUACUGGCGAGUUGUUGGAUUGGAAGGAGAUUGGCGAGUGGAGCCGAAAGCAUGAUGAAGUCAAAUUUGUGCUUGCAGGUGGGCUGACACCUGAGAAUGUGGGAGAGGCGUUGAAGGUGCCGGGUGUUUGUGGUGUUGAUGUCAGUGGGGGUGUAGAGACUGACGGAGUCAAGGAUGUGAAGAAGAUUGAACAGUUCAUUAGCAGUGCGGCUCAGGACAGGACUGAUGAGCGACUGCAACAAUAUACAGACAAAACAACACACUAG